Molecule: messenger RNA, 2867 nt
Organism: Lotus japonicus
Lineage: Eukaryota; Viridiplantae; Streptophyta; Magnoliopsida; Fabales; Fabaceae
Product: linoleate 9S-lipoxygenase-like
Exons: 9
Coding region: 42-2624 (860 amino acids)
Biological process (GO): lipid oxidation
Molecular function (GO): protein binding; metal ion binding; oxidoreductase activity, acting on single donors with incorporation of molecular oxygen, incorporation of two atoms of oxygen
Source: RefSeq, a predicted model, not a curated record
UUGAUCAUACAUAGCGAAAUAAAUUAAAAAAAUUGCAAGCCAUGGAAGCGCGAAUAGAACCUCCAAAAAGGCUUUCUAGUAUGCUAAAUUGGAACUCCUCUUCCGUCAAAGGCAAAAUUUUCAAUAACUUGAAUCCAAUUUGUGAAGCUGGCCAACAACAACUCACUAUCAAGGGGAAGUUCGUGAUUGUCCAAAAUCACAGGAAAUCAAUACCUGGAAAAUUAGUUUCUGUUCAGAUUUAUAGUGGGACUGAAGUGGAUCCCAAUACCGGUAAAGGGAAGUUAAGCGAUAAAGCAUAUUUGAAGGAGGAUGGGAACAAGGGACAUAACCGUGAUGCACAAACCAUGACAUAUAAAACUAAAAUACAAGUUGAAUCACAUUUUGGAACUCCAAGAGCUUUUGUGGUCCAAAAUAAAUACAAGAAAUUCUUUCUUCUGCGUGCAUCUAUCGAGACUUCUAACAGUCGCAUCAUCCACUUUGACUGCAAUUCUUGGAUAUUUCCAAUCAAGAAGACCAAAUUUGAUCGCCUUUUCUUCUCAAAUAGAUGCUACCUUCCAAGUCAGACACCAAGGGCUCUAGUGGAACAAAGAAAGGAAGAGCUUGAAAGAUUGAGGGGCAAUGGAAUGGGAGAAAGAAAGGAAUGGGAUCGAAUCUAUGACUAUGACUGCUAUAAUGACCUUGGUGAUCCUCAGAAAGGACCACAGCAUCUUAGACCAAUCCUUGGAGGCUCAAGGUUAUAUCCAUAUCCACGUAGACUAAGAACAGGUCGAAAACGCAGUACAGCAGCAGGUCCAUCUGGGAGCCGGCCACAAGGAAGAAAUUUCAACAUAUAUGUUCCUUCAGAUGAGAGAUUCAGCCCCAAUAAAUUGAAGGAGAUCAAAUCAAAUUCUAUCCAUGCCAUGGUUCAAUGUCUAUCAUCAAAUGGAGAACCAUUACCUCAGAGAAGUUCUCGAAGCUUUCAAUCAUUCGACGAGAUACUUGACAUGUUCUCUAGUAAUAGAAGCCAAACAAUUAUGGGAUGGAUCAGAGACAACUUGAAGAAACUUGUACCAGUUGAGCACUUGAAGGAAAUGACUCUUGCAAUCAAGGAAAACUACCAGCAAUUUCAUGUCCCUCAAAUCAUAUCAGAAAAUGAAUGGGCUUGGAAAGAUGACAUGGAGUUUGGGCGACAAAUGCUUGCGGGAACUCACCCACUCAGAAUCCAGUGCUUGACGACAUUCCCACCUCAAAACAAAUUCGGAGUACAGAGUUCAAUGAAACAAUCAACUAUAGAACAAAAGCUUGAAGGAUGGACACUUCCUCAGGCACUGGAACAGGGAAGAAUAUUCAUGGUGGAGCACCAUGACUAUCUCAUGCCAUAUUUGAACAGAAUCAAUGCGAACGGGGCGUGUGCUUAUGCAUCGAGGACACUUCUGUUCUUAAGGAGUGAUGGCAUGCUCAAGCCACUGACGAUAGAACUUAGUUUGCCAGGCUCAUCUCUGGGUUAUGAAAACCAAAGGAUUUUCCUUCCCGCGAAGCAGGGAACUCAAGCCGCACUUUGGCAGCUUGCUAAAGCUCAUGUUUUAGCUAAUAACGCUGUUUACCAUCAACUAAUUAGUCACUGGUUACAUACUCAUGCUGUUGUUGAACCAUUUAUUAUUGCCACCAAAAGACGGCUAAGUGUUAUGCAUCCAAUCCACCGGAUAUUGAACCCUCAUUUCAAGGACAGUCUACACAUAAAUGCUUUGUCAAGGCAUAUUCUUAUAAAUGCUGGAGGAAUUCUGGAGAGAAUACUAUUCCCUGGUGAAAUCUGUAUGCAAAUAUCCUGCGACCUCUACAAGGAGUGGAAAUUGAAUGAACAAGGACUUCCUGCUGAUCUACUCAAAAGGGGCAUGGCUGUAGAAGACCCAGACGAAAAUAACCCUGCUGGGAUUCAGCUUCUCAUGUUGGACUACCCCUAUGCCAUUGAUGGAAUUGAGAUAUGGGUUGCCAUCAAAGAAUGGGUCAAGGACUUCUGCGUAUUCUUCUACAAAGACGACGACACCAUCAGGUCCGAUGUGGAACUCCAAGCUUGGUGGUCAGAGAUUCGAACUCUCGGCCAUGGUGACAAACAAAGUGAAACAUGGUGGUACCAAAUGACAACUCUCUCAAACCUUGUAGAAGCCUUAACAACUCUCAUAUGGGUUUCUUCGGCGCGCCACUCAGCUAUAAACUACAACCAACAACAUCGAUACAAUGUUAACCAUCCCACAGUAUGCAGGAAGUUUGUUCCACGGGAAGGAACAAUUGAGUUUGGAGAGUUCCUCAAGGACCCUGAUAGGUUUUUCCUCAAGAUGAUGCCUGAAAGGUUUGAGAUGAGUCUAUGGGUGGCAUUAGUAGAGAUUCUCUCAAGGCACACUUGUGAUGAAUUUUACUUGGGUUGCAUGCCAUCACCUGGUUGGGUAGACAGUGAGAUUAUUCAGAAUAGAUUUGCUGAAUUUAAAGAAGCAUUGAAAGAGAUUCAAACAAGGAUCUUGCAGAGAAACAGAGACCCCAAGCUUAAGAAUAGGCGUGGCCCAGUGAAAAUUGACAACACUCUUUUGUACCACCCUGAGAGGUCUAGUUGUGGGUCAAGAAGAUUGAAUCAUAAGAAGAGGAAUACAUAAUACUAUGAUAGCAUAUCAAUUUGAUUUGUAGGCACUGACAUAUAUGCCACCUUCAAGAAAGAAGAUUUGAAUUUAUGUAAAGUAGAACAAAAAGAAACAAAUUCACACAAAUUCAAUUCACUAUCAUAUAACACAACUCUUUCGUCAUCCCAUGGUAACACAUUAACCUUAUGUAUGCCAUUUGUAUUGAUCAAAGUAGAGAUUUCAUGUAUGGAUAAGAAUUGAUGAGUGUAAGAAGUGGUU